This is a messenger RNA of Fopius arisanus, 4801 nucleotides long. It is a transcript of the gene disp, whose product is annotated as dispatched. The record is from RefSeq and is a predicted model, not a curated record. Gene Ontology annotation, cellular component: membrane. Gene Ontology annotation, biological process: smoothened signaling pathway. The transcript has 4 exons. NCBI's taxonomy places the organism in Eukaryota, Metazoa, Arthropoda, Insecta, Hymenoptera, Braconidae. Bases 423 to 3803 code for a protein of 1126 amino acids. Gene Ontology annotation, molecular function: transmembrane transporter activity.
UCAGUACAGUUUCGCUUGUUUGUCUGUUCAUUUCUAUAUCACUAAUAGCUAAAUAAUAGAUUCGACUAAAAAUACCUGUAGUUAAUUGACAAAUUUUUUAAUUUUUUUCUAAAAAAUUAGCCACUCUUCCUGAAACAUCUGAAAUUCAAACGGGCAGUGUUUUUGCUAUUGCUCCCCUUUAAAUCUCUCCGGUACAUUUGCUACGAAGAAAAAUAGACGACAAAUUGGGAAUCGCUUCAUGCUCUAGAUAGUGAUAGAUUACCCCUUCAUGUUCAUCCCCCCACUUGCCAUUUAUUCUCUUGCAAGAAGGGUUUUCUUAUUGUCAGUUCCAAUAAUUAGCCCUCAAGGGUGCACUUUGUUACUAUGAGUAAUCAUAGAGAUAGAAGCUGCAUAAUUGGGUGAAACAGUUGAAUCAUUGAAUCAUGGAGAUUUGGUGGUUUUCGAGGGUUGUUGCUCAUCAUCCCUACUCCAUCCUAAUAGCAGUAUUUGUGUUCUCUUCAACAUGUUUAAUUGUGCCACUAGCGACAAACAAAUUUCCUGAUUUCUCUGAUCCGCAAUUGGGUUUCGAGGCAAGAGGCACUCCACUAGCCCAACGUCUAACUGCCUGGUACAACCUAAUGAAAGCUACCGGUGCCCGAGGGGAUCUCACAGAUAAUCCUAUAGAAUACUACAAUUACCUGCUUCAAGUAUCGAAACAAAAUUCAACCGAAUCCUUCAAUAGAACUCGCACCAUUCCAGGAAUUCUCCGCAAAAAACCUAAAAAUAAAAAUAAGAAGAAAGGCAAAAAAACUGCUAACAAUUCGACGUCAAACAUUGAGUUCGAAGAUAAUGAGGACAAAGACCAGUGGAAUGAGUUGAUUAAACUUAAGCAGAACAAAUCCCUAAACGAUUACGAGAAACCUCCUCACCUCGAUGAUGCGUUUUUCUGCAAUCUCCCCAGUUCAGCCUAUUCUCGAGUGCUUGUGGGUUCAAACUUGGGAGAAAGUAACUUGUGGUCUCGCAAAGGAGUUCUAGCACAGUGUCACAUAGAUGCAACCUUAAGGGCGAAUCCUAGGUUUUCUCCACUGUGCGAGACUAGAGGUGUAAGCGGAUCUAAUGGUCAAGAUUGCUGUCGCAGCUGGUCACCAGCCAACUACGUAGCAUUCCUCUCAAAUCGCACAACUUGUCUUCAAGUAACUGAAAAAGAUCUGACCAGCGUCGAGGAGCUCCUCAAAAGAUGCGCAUACUAUUACAGAAUUCGUCGUCUUACUCCCGAUUGCGCUGAGGACUUCAAUUGCCAGAAGCAAGUGCCACCAGAAUGUUACGCUCACAAUGCCCCGUAUCACCUGUUGCAUUACCUUUUAGAUGAUAACUUUAUUCCGUCGCAUGUCUCGGUCAACAGUACCAACUCAACAUUAAAAUUGGCGAUGAUAUUUUUGCCUAUUGCUGCUAGCUCGGCUACACUUGGUUUUUACGAAGAUAUCAGCAAUGUUGAGUUAUCUUAUGGAAGUUUCAAGGUUCUAGGAAUGGACUUGGGACUGAAGAGCACAUUGUUUGAUAGACUGCUAGUCUCAGACUCAUUUCUCCUGCUAUUUGGUUUCUCUUUCGUUACGAUAUGUAUAUUAGCAUACACUGGAUCUAUCGUGCUCACUGUGUCUACAAUAAUGGCUGUCCUUUUCAGUCUUGGCAUAUCUUACGCUGUUUAUACGUUAAUCCUCAAGAUCACAUUCUUUCCAUUUAUGAAUUUGCUGGCUAUAAUUGUUGCAGUCGGAAUUGGAGCUGAUGAUGCAUUCAUUUAUUGCAAAGUGUGGGCUCAGGGCAAGCAACAGAAGGAGUCAAACGGAGGAUUGGUCAGGCUCGUUCAAGACACGAUGAAACAUGCAGUCCCCUCGAUGUUUGUCACAUCACUUACGACAGCUGUCGCCUUUUUUGCAUCGAUUGUCAGUAACGUAACAGCAAUAAAUUGUUUUAGUUUGUUCUCAGGUAUGACAGUGAUUGCAAAUUUUUUUCUCAUGGUGACAUGGCUACCGGCAAGUGUCGUAAUCUCCGAGCACUGCCGUCCAAUAGUUUUAUCCCCAGCAAAUUUUCUAGUACGAAAAAUCAUCCGCCCCAUACGAAUUUCUAUAGCGAGAGUGUCAGAGACAUUCACCUCAAUCAUUUCUCGAAUGGUAAUAGGCCUACGUUGGCUCUGGGUGUCAUCUCUCGGUGCUGUCGCCCUAAUAGCAGGCAUGGUGAUCUUCAGUUUCCCUGGUCUCCGUCUUCCAGAUUCACCAAAUUUCCAACUAUUUGACGCAUCACAUCUCUUCGAGCAAUACGAUUUACAUUAUGCCCACCAUUUUUUUUUUGAGAAAUCUGAAUUGGAUGAAGGUGCAGGACUGCUUCCACUCCGCUUCGUCUGGGGCAUCAAACCAAUAGACGAUGGUGAUUACCUAGAUCCAGCAUCUCGAGGAGGACUAGUAUGGGACGAUUCUUUCGAUAUGUCCAGCGAGGCCUCUCAAAUAUGGCUAGAAAAAUUUUGUCGAAAUCUUCGCACCCAGCCUUUCUACCACGAAACUCAAGGGCCUCUCCUCCCUAACUGCUUCAUCGAGUCCUUCAAAAAUUGGAUGACAAGACGAUGCGAGGAUGUAGUUGACACAAAUAUCUCUAAAGCCCCUUGCUGCGAUCUCAGUAAGUAUCCAUACACUCCAUCAGUUUUGAGGAGAUGCGUUGCAGAAGCGAGCGCUGAUCUCUAUAGAACCCCAAGCUAUCUCUGGCAAAGGGGAGGCAUAGUAGCAGGUGGAAUAAAGUAUGAGAAAGCAUCGAUGAAACCCUCCAUUCAACAACUAGCAGACAAUAGUACUCUUACGAUGCCUUUGCCUACAAUAAAGGCCCUAAUAGUGGAAUACGACAGCAAUUACUCCUACAGUCUAUCCUUCGCUGAGAUGAAUAGAUUUUUUAGCCAAGUUGAGGGUUGGAUGCAGCAACAGCUCAAGUCCGCGCCCCCGGAAAUGAAGAAUGGAUGGUUUGUGAGCCGCUUGGAAUUCUUCGAGCUUCAAAGGACACUUUACGAGGGCACAUUGUGGGCCAUGGGUGUUUCCAUGAUUUUGGCUCUAGUUGUUCUGGCUCUAGUCACUUUAAAUCUCCUCGUCAGUCUUUACGCUAUUGUAGCCAUUGGCGCAGCAAUUCUCGUUACUGUAGCUGCACUCGUUAUACUCGGUUGGAGGCUCAAUGUCCUGGAGAGUGUUGCUGUCUCCACAGCUAUAGGAUUGGCAGUAGAUUUUUCUCUGCAUUACAGUGUGUCUUAUCGAGCGUGCCAAUCGGAGAAGAGAGUUGAUCGUGUGAAGAUAGCAAUCGAACAAAUGGGUGGUCCAACUCUAAUGGCAGCUAUCACCAGUGGUGCAUCUGGUGCCCUCAUGUUGCCAUCUCAAGUGCUCGUAUACAUACAGAUUGGUAUAUUCUUGAUCCUUGUGAUGGGAGUCAGUUGGGCUUACGCGACCUUCUUUUUGUGUCCUUUACUCUCCAUUAUCGGUCCAUCGCCACAUUUUGCGCAAUUUCGGUAUCCUAGUAUGCAAAGGAUUCUGUUGUGCUUCAACAGAAAUCCUGAAGAUAAUACCAGGGAGAUCGAGAGAGAGUGUAAGGUGGAUUGUCGAAGGAACAAGGGAAGAGGGAUGUUAUCCGAGCCGACGUUGAGUAACUCGAGUACAGUAUGUCCAUUGCAUUAUACUGAUAUCGAAGUAAUGGGGGCGCGGAUCAAUGCAGCUGACUCUAUGCCACCAUCUCCAUCGUCUCCGUUAUUGUAUCUGGAGCCUAGCUGGAUUGAAACUGCGAAUGGAAGGAGGAACUGAAAUCAGUCAGAAGCCUGUGCUAUACAUCGAAUAAUGGGAGCGUAAAUUCCGUAGAACCAUCGCGUGCAUAAAAAAAAAAAAAAUUCAACCCACCGUAGUUUACAUUAUCUCAUCUCACUAUAGUUACCGUAUUUAUUUGAUCCAAGAUGUUCUAUAUUAAUUAUUUAAUGACAAUUUUCAAUAUGUAGGAACUUCCAAAUAUUUUCCAUUGGAUUUGCUAUUCCAUUUUUCCAUAUGUAUAUGCGAACAAAAAAUCACAGGCUAGUUUGUAAAUAUUGAUAUCAGAGUUGAAUAAGGAAUUUCUUUCGCAGAUAAUUGGAUGAACCCCCCAAGAAAUAUUCUUCGAGAUUGUUGCCUUAACGAAUUAGUUCUCGACAUAUUGACAAAAUAAUCUGUGAAAAAUUAUGUAACUCAUGAGCUUUUACCACUGUUUUGUGAAAUCAUUAUGAUAAUAUAAACCGUGUCACAUGAAUUUAUAUAAUUAACUGUUUUUUUCGUGACGAACACUUGCCUAAGUGAAAUUGUGAUAUCGUUAUUCAUUGAGAUUUCAGCAGAUUUGAAUUUUAUCCAUGAUAAACUGUUCCAUUAAUUGUUGAUGGUUAGUAUAAGACUCUAACUGUUGUGAUCAGUGAAAUGAUUAUUGAGUAUCCAGUAAAUUUUUAUGCAAUGUUAUUGUCGAUAAAAUGGCUGUAAUUCGAUGUAAUGGAUGAAUUUAUAUUUCUAAACUUAGUAGGCAGUAGGACACCUACUGCAACAACGGUAUUAUUAUUCAGACUGACAUUUGAUUAUUUGUAACAACUGUAUUUGAGUAUUUGACGGUAUCUACUUCGAGCUGUGACAAUAAGGAAUUUUACAUUUUUCAACAUUCUCCGGUUUACUAAUUUCAUAAUUCUCAUGGCAAAUAUGCCGUUCCAUUCCAGUUUGUAAUUAAGGCUCGGGUGGAUUAUCUAGAAAAGAUAAUUUAAUCCGAAAUUCCGAUUUCUAAUUACUUUGGCAAU